This is a messenger RNA of Calypte anna (Anna's hummingbird), 4563 nucleotides long. It is a transcript of the gene PHKA1, whose product is annotated as phosphorylase kinase regulatory subunit alpha 1. Gene Ontology annotation, molecular function: calmodulin binding. NCBI's taxonomy places the organism in Eukaryota, Metazoa, Chordata, Aves, Apodiformes, Trochilidae. Gene Ontology annotation, biological process: glycogen metabolic process. The record is from RefSeq and is a predicted model, not a curated record. Gene Ontology annotation, cellular component: phosphorylase kinase complex.
CGGGGCGGAACGAGGUGGAGCGGAGCUCCCGGAGGGUCUGGUGGCGGGAGGUGACCUCGCUGCCGCCAUGCGCAGCCGGAGCAACUCGGGUGUGCGGCUGGACGGCUACGGGCGCCUGGUGCAGCAGACCAUCCUCCGGCACCAGGACGCGGUGACCGGCCUGCUCCCCGCCGGCACCGAGCACCGGGAUGCUUGGGUCCGGGACAACGUGUACAGCAUCUUGGCCGUCUGGGGGCUGGGCCUGGCCUACCGCAAGAACGCCGACCGCGACGAGGACAAGGCCAAGGCCUACGAGCUGGAGCAGAGUGUCGUGAAGCUGAUGCGGGGGCUGCUCCAGUGUAUGAUGAGACAGGUGGACAAGGUGGAGGCAUUCAAGUACAGCCAGAGCACCAAGGACUGCCUGCAUGCCAAGUACAACACCCACACCUGUGCCACCGUGGUUGGGGACCAUGAGUGGGGUCACCUGCAGAUGGAUGCCACCUCCCUCUACCUGCUCAUGCUGGCCCAGAUGACAGCCUCAGGUCUCCACAUAAUUCACAACUUGGAUGAAGUCAACUUUAUCCAGAACCUUGUGUUCUACAUAGAAGCAGCCUACAAAACCGCAGACUUCGGGAUAUGGGAGCGUGGGGACAAGACGAACCAGGGGAUCACAGAACUGAAUGCUAGCUCCAUUGGCAUGGCCAAGGCUGCCCUGGAAGCGCUGGAUGAGCUGGAUCUGUUUGGAGCAAAGGGAGGCCCACAGUCAGUGAUACGGGUGCUGUCGGAUGAGGUGCAGCACUGCCAGUCCAUCCUCCACUCGAUGCUGCCCAGGGCCUCCACAUCCAAGGAGGUGGAUGCCAGUGUGCUUUCUAUCAUCUCCUACCCAGCGUUUGCUGUGGAGGACAGUGAGCUGGUGGAAAUCACCAAGCAAGAGGUCAUCACAAAGCUGCAGGGUCGCUAUGGUUGCUGCCGCUUCCUGCGGGAUGGAUACAGGACACCCAAAGAGGACCCCAACCGCCUCUACUAUGAACCUGCAGAGCUGAAGCUGUUUGAGAACAUAGAGUGUGAGUGGCCUCUCUUCUGGGCAUACUUGAUCAUUGAUGGGAUUUUCAGUGGAAACAUGGAGCAGGUGCAGGAGUACCGGGAAGCCCUUGAGGGAGUUCUCAUCAAGGGGGAGAAUGGUUUGCGCCUGAUGCCAGAGCUGUACAGCGUGCCACCAGAUAAGGUGGAGGAUGAGUACAAGAACCCCCACACUGUGGACAGGAUACCCAUGGGAAAGCUGCCUCUUAUGUGGGGCCAGUCCCUCUACAUCUUGGGCUGCCUGUUGGCUGAGGGUUUUCUAGCUCCUGGUGAAAUAGAUCCCCUGAACCGCCGGUUUGCAACGGUCCCCAAGCCUGAUGUGGUGGUCCAAGUGUGCAUCCUGGCAGAGACAGAGGGGAUCAAGGCUGUUCUGAGGAAGGAGGACAUCGAUGUGGAGACUGUGGAAGAUGUCUACCCCAUCAGAGUGCAGCCUGCUCGCAUCCUCAGCCACAUCUACGCCCGGCUGGGCCGCAACAAGCAGAUGUGCCUGACUGGACGGCCCUACCGGCACAUGGGUGUCCUUGGCACCUCCAAGCUCUACAAGAUCAGGAAGAACAUCUGCCUUACCCCUCAGUUCAUAGACCAGCAGCAAUUCUAUCUGGCUCUUGACAACAAGAUGAUUGUGGAGAUGCUGAGGACGGACCUCUCAUACCUCUGCAGCCGCUGGAGGAUGACGGGGCGGCCGACCAUCACCUUCCUCAUUUCCCACACCAUGCUUGAUGAAACUGGCAGCAGUGUGCAUGCUACGGUGCUGGCAAUGCUGCGGAAGCUGCAGGAUGGGUAUUUUGGUGGUGCAAGGAUCCAGACGGGUAAGUUGUCGGAGUUCCUGACAACGUCGUGCCGAACGCACCUCAGCUUUAUGGACCCUGGGUCAGAGGCAGACACUUACGAUGAGGUUGCUCAGUACUUGGACCACCUGCUGCAGCACACGGCUCCCCACACAAAUCUCCCUCCCACCGCCCAGCGAGGAGGCCUGAACCGCUUCCGAGCUGCUGUCCACACCACCCGUGACCUCAUGUCUCUAGCAGCCAGGGCCAAGGACCUUCAUGUCCAGAAUGUUGGAAUGUAUGUGCCCAGCAAGAUCUUCCAGGCAUCCCAGCAGUCCGUCAAGCUGCUGAGUUCACCCCCCCAGCACGACAUGGAUAGCAAGAGCCAGGCACUCUAUGCAGAGAUGAACUUGCCCUGUGAUGAGGCUGGCAAUGUGGACUGCAAGGCACUGGUGGACCAGCUGCGCCUCUGCCCCACGCUGCAGGAGCAAGCAGACAUCCUCUACAUGCUCCACAUCCUCAAGGGACCCGAGUGGCACACAGGGCUUGACAGCGAGCCUGGCCCCACCGUCAAGGAGCUCCUGACUGAGCUGUACGUGCGGGUGGGGGACACGUGCCAGUGGGCUCUGAUCCGCUACAUCUCUGGCAUCCUCAAGAAGAAGGUGGAAGCUCUGGAUGAGGCCUGCACUGACCUCUUGUCUCAUCAGAAGCACUUGACAGUGGGGCUGCCUCCAGAGCCACGAGAGAAGACCAUCUCUGCCCCAAUCCCCUAUGAGGAACUUGUUCGUCUCAUUGAUGAAGCCAGUGAGAAGAACCUCAGUGUGUCCAUCCUCACCCAGGAGAUCAUGGUGUACCUGGCCAUGUACAUGCGCACCCAGCCUGUGCUCUUUGUCGAAAUGUUCCGUAUCCGCAUCGGGCUCAUCAUCCAGGUGAUGGCAACGGAGCUGGCUCUCUCCCUGCGCUGCUCGGCUGAAGAAGCCACUGAGAACCUGAUGAAUCUCAGCCCAUCGGACAUGAAGAGCCUUCUCUACCAUAUCCUAUCUGGCAAAGAGUUUGGGGUGGAAAGAAGCGUGCGAUCAGUCGAGGCAUCACUCACCACUGCUGUCUCCAUCUGUGAAGUGGAGGCUGUUGGGGCCACCAAGCCUGAGCGUGCUGGCAUUGUCAGGCUGAAAAGUGAGAUCAAACAGCAAUUGGAUAAACGUAGACAGUCUCUGAAUGAGAGUAAGCCCCCGAGUUUGCAGCCUGGGAAUGCCAACCUCAAGUUCUCUCUGUCCACUGAGCACUCAGAGCUGCUGGGCAAGGACUCCUUUUCAAGCGUGCUGGGAGACCAGGCCAGUAAGGACAGCCGGCAGGGCCAGUGGCAGCGACGACGGCGGCUGGAUGGAGCCCUUAACCGUGUUCCUGUGGGCUUUUACCAGAAGGUCUGGAAGGUCCUGCAGAAGUGCCAUGGCCUCUCUGUGGAGGGCUUUGUUCUCCCCUCUUCAACAACCAGAGAGAUGACCCCAGGGGAAAUUAAGUUUGCUGUGCAUGUGGAGUCGGUCCUCAACCGUGUGCCGCAGCCAGAGUACAGGCAGCUGCUGGUAGAGGCUAUCUUAGUGCUCACCAUGCUGGUAGACAUGGAAGUGCAUACCAUUGGCAGCAUCAUAGCUGUGGAAAAGAUCUUGCAGACAGCCAACGACCUCUUCUAUGAGGAGCAGAAAGCCCUGGGUGCUGACGAUCACAUGCUGGAGAGGGAUCCUGCAACGGGCAUCUGCAGCCUACUGUACGACAGUGCACCAAGUGGGAGGUUUGGCACCAUGACCUACCUGUCCAGGUCUGUGGCCAUGUACCUCUAUGACUUCCUGCCCACCGAUGGCUGCUCCAUGCAGUAGCUCUCACAGCUCCUCUCCCUGGGCUGCAGAUGCCAGGGGAGAGUUGUUUCAUAUGGCUUUUAAGGGCUGGCAUUAGGCUAGUGUGCAGGCAGUCUGCAGGGCCCAUGUCUCCUCCCAGCCCUGGACUCUUGGUGGGUGAGCAGCUCUCCCAAGGAGCUUGACCAGAGACACAUGUACUAAGCUGACCUGUGCCUGUGUGCAGCCUGUGGAACCAAGGCUGGCAGGGAGAGCCUGAGUUUUGAAGCCUGCUUGUGUUAAAAGUGUCUGCCUUCACAGCUCCUCCUGGGCCAUCACCCCCAGAGGGGGCUGUGUGGGGGAGCAAACCCCCCCUUCCCUGAGCAUGUGUGCUCAGCACUCCCUGGCCAGCUCAUGAUCUUCCUGCCUCCAGCAGAUUUGAGGUUUUUAACCCGUUCUGAGCUGCUUUUUAUUCAAAAUCUUCAAGGGUUAUAUUGAUGUAGGCUGGAGCUCUUGCUGCUGAUGAUGGAAAAGCUUUGUUAGAGGAAUAUGGGAUGCUGCCUGAGCCUUUCUUCCAGCACACCCAAAAUCACAGUCCAACCCAGCCACAGUUGUGCUGCUUGGAAGUGGGCAGCUCAUUGUUCAACCCCCAGGGGUUCUGGGUACGGAGCUGGGGAGGCUAUGAGAGCUAGGAGCAUCCCAAGGUUGUAACAGAUCCCUGUUACCACCAAGGACAGGGCUUCUGGCUGGUUGGGGGAUGCCAGUGGCAGCCCCUCCAAGCUGUCUGCUCUGUCCCUGGCCGUGCUGCUCAUGACAUGAGUUCCCAAAUUCACACGUCCUGUGAAGCAGCUCUGAGUUGGCUGCUUGCCUCGGCUGUGCCAUCAUAGAUGUGCUCCUAAUGCUCAACUCUG